AUGGCCCGGGCUGCUGCCAUGUCUGGCUAUCAGCAAUGGUUGCAAAUGUCCGAUGAGGUAAAGGCCCAAGCGCAUGCUCUCACCCGUGCUUUCUGUAACGAAGGCCCUCUGCAUGAUGAAGUUGUUGAUUUCAUAAGCGGUACUCCACGGCAGCAACUGCCAUUGCUCAUGCGUGAGGCUGGGCGAUUGCUUUUCGUUCCGGUUAACGAAAUCAGCGUAGAGAGACUUCAUGCGCAGACACACAAGCAACUGAAGCACGUCGGGCAGUUUGAGUUGUUGGGUAGCACGAAAACAUUCGACAAAGUAGCCAAGCAAAUUGUGUACCACUUAGACAUUCCUUCCCAGUUCUUGCCGAGCUUGCCUGCUUUCAAGAAGUCAGGCGGGGGUGGAGGUGGUGGCGGGGGCAGAGCGGAGGAUUCGUCUCUGCAACAGCUGCAGCAGCAUCUCCUUCUGGAGAAGUUUCGCAACAACCACAUGCCAGGCACUUUCUAUACUCUAAAAAAGUCAGAUGUUGAUGACUUUCUCGUGGCUGUUAUUUUGCCGGCCCUGUCUGUGUAUGAUGUGCCAAAACGUGAUGAUGAUGAUGAUGAUGGUGAUGACCUUAGUUUGCGCCAGCUUCAGUGUGAUGGUGAGCAGGAUGGUGUUGAGGUUUCCGGGGACGGGGCAGCAGGAGCAGCUUAG
Messenger RNA from Symbiodinium pilosum, 681 nucleotides. Lineage: Eukaryota; Dinophyceae; Suessiales; Symbiodiniaceae. The record is from the annotation of a GenBank genome assembly.